Symbiodinium pilosum is the source of this 1734-nucleotide messenger RNA. The record is from the annotation of a GenBank genome assembly. NCBI's taxonomy places the organism in Eukaryota, Dinophyceae, Suessiales, Symbiodiniaceae.
AUGUUUGAACAAAUGGCACAACAACCACCCGCACCGGGUCUGUGGGAAAUGACACCUGAGCAAGGCAGGGAGAUGUACCGGGCCAUGCGGCCUUUGAACCCUGAAUUACCCAUCCACAAUUGCGAAGACCGCCUUAUCCACGGUUCUCUGGGUGAUAUUCCAAUCCGCAUUUACACGCCCGCGGGUGCAGGUCCUUUUGGCGUGCUGAUGAACUUUCACGGUGGGGGCUGGGUCAUUGGCGACCUUGAUACCUCCGAUGCCGUCUGCCGCGAGCUGGCCACCCUGGCACAGGUUGUGGUCGUCUCGGUCGACUAUCGUAUGGCGCCAGAGGCGCCCUACCCUGCAGCUGUUCACGACGCGUAUGACGCCACUGUCUGGGCCGCGAACAACAUGCAUGAAUUGAACGGCAACGGCAAAAUUGGCCUGACCGGCGAAAGUGCUGGCGGCAAUUUGUCCGCCGUUGUUGCAUUAAAGGCACGAGACCAGAAUGGGCCGCAAAUCGCCUUUCAAUGCCUGCUUUACCCGGUGGUGGACUGUGACCUUACCCGCCCGUCGUAUGAUGCAAACGGUGAGGGGUAUCUGCUGGAAACACAAACCAUGCGAUGGUUCUGGGACACUUACUGUCCGGAUCAGGCUCAGCGCAAGGAAGCGGAUGCUUCUCCUUUACUGGCAACUGACCUCUCGAACCUGCCACCGGCACUGGUUGUUACCGCCGAAUUCGAUCCUUUGCGGGAUGAAGGCGAGGCCUAUGCUGAUGCGUUGCAGGCUGCCGGCAAUCAGGUUACCGCAGUACGUUAUGACGGCAUGGUGCAUGAUUUCAUGGCGACUGCAGCGAUGUUUGAAAGCUCACGGAAAGGCGGCUUUAAACUGAUGCUUUAUGUACUCGUUUGCGAAGAUAAACCCGACAGUGAAUCGCUGCGCAAAGCUGUGCGGGAAGACCACCUGGCGUUUCUGAAGAACUAUGACGUGCGCUUUGCAGGACCGAUGCUGGGUGACGACGAAACGACAAUGGUGGGCUCCAUCAUUGUCAUUGAUGUUGACAGCCGCGAGGCUGCGCAGGCGUUUGCCGCCGCAGACCCUUAUGCAGCAGCAGGUCUGUUUGCCCACGUUACCCUGCGUCGCACCCAGAUCAGCCUGGACGCUGUUGUCACGGCAAUCGCAAAUGCUGGCGGUAGCGCUGUCGCAAAAGUUGCAGAUGCCACCAUUGAGGCGGACGUUAACGGGCUGUUUGACAGCGCGGGGGCAGACCUGGAUAUCGCCAUUUACAAUGCGGGCAAUAACACCCCCGGGCGCAUCGUCGACAUGGAUGCCAGUUACUUCGAACACAGCUGGCGUGUGUGCUGCUUUGGCGGCUUUCUAUUCGGCAAAGCUGCAACCCAACAAUUUCUAAAAGGUGAUGGCGGCACCCUGCUGUUUACCGGUGCCAGUGCUUCACUGCGCGGACGCGCAAAAUUUGGCGCCUUCAAUUCAUCCAAAGGUGCGCUGCGCAAUCUGGCUCAGGCCAUGGCCAAAGAAUACGGGGCUGAGGGUGUUCAUGUCGGCCAUGUUGUGGUCGAUGGCCCUAUCGGCGGCGACAAAAUUAUCGAAGCUUUUCCGGAAUACGCGGAACGUCUGGGUGAAGAUGGUAUGAUAGAUAUCAACGGUAUCGUGGACGGUUUUAUGUACCUGUAUCAGCAGCCGCGACGGGCCUGGACCUUCGAGCUGGACGUGCGUACGUCAGUAGAGAAGUGGUGA